ACAUGUACAGUACUUAUUGUGUAAAGUGCAUUACUCGUAAGUGCGUGGUUAUAACACAAGCGCACGAUGUUGUGAUUUUCCACCUCUGACGUUGAAUGGCGUUAAGCUGUACUUUGGAUUUUACGUUGUCUCUCGAACUUCACCAGCCCUUGCCCCCACACCUUGCCUCGGUUAGCAAUCCGAAUUUAUGCCCAGUCAGUUAGUAUGAACGGUGAAGCCAUGUUUAUGUGACUCGCAGGCACAGUGAGUCGUGACCAGUGACAACUUGUCACUCAAUCUGCAAUAAUGUCCGUCACCAUCGACGACUGUAGGAGGAAGGAGGCAGACACGCUGGUCGCCUCUCGGUUCAAGAGAUACCUACUGAGGGAGGGGCCUUCGAAGAAGCGACUCAAGAGCGACUUUGACGAUGGCAGCCCGUACCCGUCGGGUUCGGAGACACUAGGAUCCAACUCAGAUGAUUCCUCGGACGAAGCAAAUAAGACAUUCAAUUACAGUGAAAUCAUUCGCUGUCAAAUAUGCGGCGACAAGGCCUCCGGGAUGCACUAUGGUGUCUAUUCUUGCGAAGGAUGCAAGGGGUUCUUCCGUCGGACACAGCGGAUGAAGCUGGAGUACAAACCUUGUCCACUUUGGGAAACCAAACCGUGCGACAUCACUAUCAAAUCGCGCAAUAAAUGCCAGUAUUGUCGCUUCCAAAAAUGCCUUCAACUUGGAAUGUCAACAGGAGCCGUUCGCAUGGGGCGCGUCCCGCGGGCUGAGAAGGAGAAACUCCUGCACGAGAUGGAACACGUCCGGGAAAACCUGAUACUCAGCGAGACCGAGGAGGAGCGCGAGCACCGGCUCUUUGUGGAGCGGGUGUACGAGAACUAUGCCAGACACUUCGAGGGGGAAAAAUCCGACAAGGAGAUUGAAGGCUUCCGUAUGUAUGUCAACCAGGAGAUGGAAGUGACUUUCCCUACGGGCAUUGUCUUCAAAAUCACCCCGCUGAGCAUUUCCCCGGAAAAUUUGGCUGGCAAGCCCCGGGAGCUGACCAACCCCUUCCACGUCAGCCGGCACCUGUCGUGUGCCUCGGAGAUCGGCAUCCACAAGAUGGCCAGCUGCCUCAAGAACGUCCCGGAGUUCCGGUCGCUGUCGGCCAAGGAUCAGCUUAUUCUCUUCAGAGAGUCGUGCUUCGAGAUUGCACUUACCUUUAACGCCGAGAGGUACCACCUAGGGAUAAUCCAAUUCCCCGAAGACAACACCUUUGUCCAGGAACAGCGAAUGGAAGAGAUCUGCACGCGCAUGGACAUCCAGUCGCCCAGUUUCACGUACAUCACGCGGUUCAAUGCGCUGAAACUGAUCGGGCGAGAGAAGGCACUCUUCACGCUGCUUAUUCUCGUGGCGCCAGACCGUGAAGAGCUGACCGACACCGAGGCUGUGGAGCGGUUCCAGCACAAGCUGGUCAAGGCCCUGGCCGUGGAGCUGGCCCGGAACCACCCUCACAAGCGCAACAUCCUAGCCCGCUGUCUCAACCUGCUGACGCUGCUACGGAACGUGAUGCCGGAGCAGAUCAACAAGAUGAAAUCCAUCAUAUCCAUGUUCGACGGCCAGCUGCCCGUCCAGCCUAGUCCGCUCAUGAAGGAGGUGUAUCGUCUCACGUGAUGGUGCGGGAUUUCGUGUGAGGACUCAGCGUGCAAACUUUGCUCGAUCUUCCUGGAGCGUUCGAAAGAGGGCGCCCUGUUCCUGUCCGAAAAGCACCCCUGUCCUCAUGUUGGGAAAAAAUCGAGUCGUAAUUUUGCAGAUAUUGAUAAGUCAAUUGAAACAGUGUUAAAUUUUUGUUUUCCUGUAGGGAUCUGCGUUCUGAAGUUGACAGAAAGACUGAAAUAUUUUAGCACCUCUCUCUGGUUUUCUUGUGUGUGUUGUCUGUUAUGAUGAAGAUGUGUUGUACGUUCAAAUGCCUGACCUACGGAGGCUUAAAUGACCAUCCGUGUUACCGCAUUACUGAGUUAAUUUAUCGUUGAAACAGAGAGACAUACACUGGAUUCCACUGAUUUCAAAAUUGUGAAAUUAUCCCCGAAACACGGAACUUAACGAUAACUCUUUGUGGACACAUUGAUUUCAAUGAUAAGAUAUCUCUGAAAUGCACACGUGGACACGUGGAAUUCAACAAUAAUGUAUUUUGGAAAUCCGGAAGUUAGUGAUGAUUACACUCAGAGUUCAAAGAUUAUGCAUCUUUUUUCGAAUCUCGCAAUGAUUAACAUUCAGACGAUACUCGAUAUAGGCCUAUACACCCACGGCGCGAAGCCAUUGUAGGGUGGCUCCUAAAAAAGGUGUCACACCAGCAGGUUUCAGACCCAAGCGCAGAUAUGGGGGGGGGUCCCCCCAAAAUGAGGUUUUUUUAAUCAAAGUGAAGAUAUUAAGUGUCUUAAAUGGAGGAUGAUUGUUUAUACCGGCAGAGCCAUUUUGCUCUGGAAAUUGUGUCUAAGCUGCUGCUUCAUAUAGUUCACAUUGUGGCCGGGGCGAUUAGUCGAUGCAAAAGUGCACCAGGGAAGCUACUCACCGGUUUUGCCCCCCCCUCUAAAACUGUGGGUCUGGAAACGGCCUAGGCCUUGUGCAGACUUACUGCUAAUCAGCUUGUUUCCAUUCUGACUUGAACCAUUUGCAUAACACGAAGGAUGGAUGCCCGUACCUCCGUUAGAAAUAAUUUAUAUACGUCAUGAUCGUUGAAUUCUCGGUUUCUGAGAUAUGGCAUUAAAGAUGCAUCAUUGAUUUCCGGAUUUCCGAGUUGCCCUGUCGUUGAGUUUCAUGUAUAAUGCCAUAUUUCCAAGAUAGGCCUGCGUUAUCUUUGAAUUCUGCAUUUCAGUGAUAUAUUAUCGUUGAAAUAAGUGUUUCCACAAAACGUUAUCGUUGAAAUCUGUGUUUCGGGUAUAAUUUAUCUUUAAAAUCAGUGUUUCCCAAUGUACAGUGUGUCUCUCUGUUUCAACGAUAAAUUAACUCAGUAAAGGGCUAACAUGGAUAAUUAUUUAAGCUUCCG
This is a messenger RNA of Acanthaster planci (crown-of-thorns starfish), 3010 nucleotides long. RefSeq names its product peroxisome proliferator-activated receptor gamma-like. Gene Ontology annotation, molecular function: zinc ion binding; nuclear receptor activity; RNA polymerase II cis-regulatory region sequence-specific DNA binding. The record is from RefSeq and is a predicted model, not a curated record. Gene Ontology annotation, biological process: cell differentiation; hormone-mediated signaling pathway; positive regulation of transcription by RNA polymerase II. Lineage: Eukaryota; Metazoa; Echinodermata; Asteroidea; Valvatida; Acanthasteridae.